UCAUUUUGAGUUUCCGGUAAACUCUUUGUUUCCUUUCAUGUGUCCAACCAAUUAUUAUUGGGUUAUUCACCAUGGCAACCAGUGAAAUGUAUUUCUGAGUUAGGUUGGCUUGUUUUCAGAAUUCACAACGAAAUGCCUCCAGCUGUCCAUCACCACUGUAAAUAUAAAGAGUGGUUAUAGAGGAAAAAACGUCAGAAAGCAAAUUCAGUUGAUGUGGAGCAGAAGACAAGAAAGAAGAAGGAGAGGGGCACUUCAUCCCCCUCUCCAAUUCCAUCUGACCGUUCUGAACGGAAUGGCUCCGCUACCUCUGACCCCUCACCCUCUGACCAACUCUCCUCCCUCCAUCCACCUCCCUCUCCUGUUAAAUGUUCCUCUCAGCCUUGCUCUCCUGCUAAACAACCCUCUGUACCCCGGUCACCUGCCAAAAACCCUUCCCCAGUGAAAUCCUCUCCAGUGGUGUCCCAGCCUAGUUCUCCCUCUCCUACCAACCCUCUGGACCGUCAUGGAGACACCAGUCAGGAGGGCACAACAGUCAGACCUCUGUCUCUUCAGGAACACUCUAGUCCAAUGCCCCAGAGACCAGUCUCAGCCACCAGAAGCAUGACUCUUCCCAGGGCCAGCUCAGCCACCAGAAGCAUGACUCUUCCCAGGGCCAGCUCAGCCACCAGAGGGUCAGAAGAGACCCAGGGGGCCAGAGGAGAACGGGGGGAACUGGUCAACAUGGAACUUCUUGGGUUGCCUAACAUUGGCAACACUUGCUUCCUUAACGCCACCCUGCAGUGCCUCCUGGUCCUGCCUUCCUUCUCAAAGGAAAUCCUGCACCAGGAACAACUCUGGAGCUCCUCCCCCUUCUCCAACCUGCUCAGGUGUCUGUCUGAUGUGCACCGUUCGGGUCUACCUGACAGUGUGGCAAACCAGGCCUCAAAAGCAGACCUCAUGUGGAAGGUCAAGUACUCCUUGUCGGGAUACGAUUUGAAGUAUCUGGGGGACACGCAACAGGACGCACACGAGUUACUUGUCAAUAUGCUGUGCCAGCUGAAGGAGGAGGGCAUGAUUCUGAAGACAUUCGGGAUGAACUAUACCUGCCCUGUUUCCCAGCUGGAGUUCCAGCUUGUGUCGGUGCGCAAAUGUACCAGCUGUGGGCGCGAGUCGUCCACCAGAGAGGACUACAACCACCUCUCAUUGGACAUCAGCCCUGAGCGCACCUUGCUGAACAGCCUAGCACUCACUUUCAAAAGUGAACAGGUUGAAUUCACAUGUGAGGGCUGUAAAGGCCUCCACGCCUCAAAGGUGGAGCAGUUCCACACACUGCCUCUUGUGCUGGUUCUGCAUCUGAAGAGGUUUGGAGGACUUGGGGGGUUGGAGAAGCUGGAGGCUCCUCUUUUGUUUCCUUCGGAGCUGAGGCUCUCCACCCUCUAUGGGGACAUGGUGCCACACCUGCACAGUGCCAGCCCACAGGCCCUCACCAACCAGGCCCCCAGCAUCCAGGGGUCCAUCCCCCAGACCUUUGCCAGCCAAGUCUCCAGCCCACCUGGAGCGGCCAAAGACAGCGCCCUCUGCUGUUCAGAAGCAGAAGCCAGUACAGUCAGUGAAUGGUUACUACCAGCUGACUGGCGUAGUCUCUCAUUUGGGAGGCUCCGCAAACUCCGGGCACUACAUUAGUGACAUAUUGCAUGCCAGUGGAAACUGGUUCUGCUGUAACGACAGCCAGGUGUCAAUGUCCAAUGAAGCCACUGUGCUGAGGACCAGAGCCCGGAGUGCCUACAUGCUCUUCUAUAUGUUCAGGUACUGUUUACUCUCACCAUCUAUAUUCUUGUGUUGCUAUUUAUGUGUACGGUUCCUUUCACCCUACAGGGCAAUAGAGCGGGAGGCCCCAGCACACAGGGCCUAACAGGGCCACCAGCAUCAGCCCCAGCCUAAACAGGGGCAGCACCUGGACCAGCCUCCAAACACUCAGACCUGUCUCAACAGGGGUAGUACCAGGCCCACUCUCAAAACCCCCAGCCCAGCCUCAACCCUCACACACCUGCCUCAAAAUGGGUAGCACUUGGCCCAACAUCAACAACCCCGAGCCCAGCAACAUCAGGGGCAGCACGGGGCCCAACAUCAACACACCCAGCCCAGCCUCAACAUGGGAAGAACCAGGCCCAGUUUCAACAUGGGCAGAACAAGACCCAGCCCCAACACCCUCAGACCUGCCUCAACAGGUGCAGCAUUCGGCACAACUUCAAUCAUGCUGCUCUUCAACACUAGCAUGAACAUUCUUUCAGUAGCUUAUGUCAUAAAUACCUGCCCUUGAUUUGACUACUUCACCUAAUGUAUAAACGUAUAAAGUAUACACACUAAAUGUAGUACACAUGUAGAUGUGGUGGAUAGAGAGUGUGAUUAUUUAGAGGAUAUAACAUCCCUUCUAUUUGGUUUGGUUUGAAAUCCUCCUGUUGUGAAAUACACUGUGGUGUCUAACCUCUUUUUCAGCAUGGUCACACCGGAAGACCUGG
Messenger RNA from Oncorhynchus mykiss (rainbow trout), 2498 nucleotides. NCBI's taxonomy places the organism in Eukaryota, Metazoa, Chordata, Actinopteri, Salmoniformes, Salmonidae. The record is from RefSeq and is a predicted model, not a curated record.